ACCCCGCGAGAAGGAGGGCGAGAAGAGGGUGGCUGGGGGGCCGAGUUCGCGGCCUGAGGGGGCUUGUUCCGUGGCCGCCCCCCCGGGAUCAUGGCGGCGAGCUCCACCAAGUCUUUCCUGGCAGAUGCCGGCUACGGCGAGCAGGAGCUGGACGCCAACUCGGCCCUGAUGGAGCUGGACAAAGGGCUGCGGUCUGGCAAACUGGGCGAGCAGUGUGAGGCCGUCGUCCGCUUCCCCAGGCUCUUCCAGAAGUACCCGUUCCCCAUUCUCAUCAACUCUGCCUUCCUGAAGCUGGCGGAUGUGUUCCGAGUGGGAAACAACUUCCUGCGGCUCUGCGUCCUCAAAGUCACCCAGCAGAGUGAGAAGCACCUGGAGAAGAUUCUCAAUGUGGACGAGUUUGUGAAGAGAAUCUUCUCUGUGAUUCACAGUAACGACCCUGUGGCGCGGGCCAUCACGCUCAGGAUGCUGGGCAGUCUGGCGUCCAUCAUCCCCGAGAGGAAGAAUGCCCACCACAGUAUCCGGCAGAGCCUGGACUCGCAUGACAACGUGGAGGUCGAGGCCGCCGUCUUUGCCGCUGCCAACUUCUCUGCCCAGUCCAAGGAUUUUGCUGUCGGAAUCUGUAAUAAAAUCAGUGAAAUGAUUCAAGGCCUGGCCACGCCCGUGGACCUGAAACUGAAGCUGAUCCCCAUCCUGCAGCACAUGCACCACGACGCGCUCUUGGCGUCCGGGGCCCGGCAGCUCCUGCAGCAACUGGUCACCUCCUACCCCUCCACCAAGAUGGUAAUCGUGUCUCUGCACACCUUCACACUGCUCGCAGCUUCGUCUCUGGUGGACACGCCCAAGCAGAUCCAGCUGUUGCUGCAGUGCCUGGAGACGGACCCCAGGAAGGCCGUGAAGAGGCUUGCUGUCCAGGACCUGAAGCUGCUCGCCCGUAAGACGCCGCACACGUGGAGCAGAGAAAACAUCCAGGCUCUCUGUGAGUGUGCCCUGCAGACGCCUUACGACAGCCUGAAGCUGGGGACACUGUCAGUGCUGGCCACGCUGUCGGGCACCAUCGCUGUGAAGCACUACUUCAGCCUCGCCGCAGGGAACGUGGGAUCUUCCCCCAGAGCCUCGGACUUGGUCAGGCUCGCCCAGGAGUGCUGCUACCACAGCAACCGGGGCGUAGCGGCCCACGGAGCGAGGGUGCUCACCAACAUCGCCGUCUCGUGCCAGGAGAAAGACCUGCUGGCCCUGGAACAAGAUGCCGUGUUUGGUCUGGAAUCCCUCCUGGUGCUUUGUGGUCAAGACGACAGUCCCGGUGCUCAGGCGACUCUGAAGAUCGCCCUGAACUGCAUGGUGAAGCUGGCCACCGGCCGGCCCCACCUCGGCCAGUCCGUGGUGGAGGCGCUGCUGAUGCAGCUGCCUGCGGCCCGGCCGGCCGCCUGCAUCCUCAUGUGCCACUGCCUGGCGGCCAUCGCCAUGAAGCUGCCCGUGCUGGGCGAGGGCCUGCUGGGGGACCUCCUGGAGCUCUACAAGGCCAUCGGGCGCUCGACCAGCGACAAGCAGCAGGAACUGCUGGUGAGCCUGGCCACAGUGGUCUUCGUGGCCAGUCAGAAAGCACUGUCGGCCGAGGUCAAGAAGGUCAUCAAGCAGCAGCUGGAGAGUGUCUCCAACGGCUGGACUGUCUACAGAAUUGCCCGGCAAGCAUCCCGGAUGGGGAGCCACGACAUGGCCCAGGAGCUCUACGGGAGCCUGUUGACUCAGGUGGCCUCGGAGCAUUUCUACUUCUGGCUGCACAGCUUGGAGGAGUUCUCGCGCGCGGAGCACUGCCUGGCAGGGCUGCAGGAGGAGGACUACAGCUCCGCGCUCUCGUGCAUUGCUGAGUCCCUGAGAUUCUACCACAAGGGAAUCGCUUCCUUGACGGCUGCCAGUACACCCCUGAACCCACUAAGCUUCCAGUGUGAGUUUGUGAAGCUCAGAAUUGACCUUCUGCAAGCCUUCUCUCAGCUGAUCUGCACCUGCAACAGCCUGAAGACCAGCCCUCCACCUGCCAUCGCCACCACCAUCGCCAUGACCUUGGGGAACGACCUUCAGAGGUGUGGUCGCAUCUCCAACCAGAUGAGGCAGUCCAUGGAGGAGUUCCGGAGCCUCGCUGCUCGCUACGGGGACCUCUACCAGGCAUCUUUCGAUGCUGACGCUGCCAGUCUCAGGAACCUGGAGCUCCAGCAGCAGAGCUGUCUACUCAUCUCGCACACCAUCGAGGCCCUGAUUCUGGACCCAGAGGCGGCUAGCUUCCAGGAGUACGGGGCUAUGGGGACCGCGCCUGCCGACAGCGAGUACGAGAGGAGAGUGAUGUCCGUGUACAGCCGCGUCCUGGAGGAGGUGGAGGCGCUCACUCGCAAGUACACCCCUGUGUCCUACAUGCACACGGCCUGCCUCUGUGAUGGCAUCAUUGCUUUGCUGAAAGUUCCCCUUUCGUUCCAGAGAUACUUUUUCCAGAAACUUCAGUCCACCAGCAUCAAGCUUGCCCUGUCGCCGUCACCCCGGAACCCCGCCGAGCCCAUCGCUGUGCAGAGUAACCAGCAGCUGGCCCUGAAGGUGGAGGGGGUGGUCCAGCAUGGCGCCAAGCCCGGGCUCUUCCGGAAGAUUCAGUCCGUCUGCCUCAAUGUCUCCUCCACGCUGCAGAGCAAGUCGGGACAGGAUUACAAGGUCCCCCUCGACCACGUGACCAACGAGAUGGAGCAGCAGGUGGAGCCCCACAACGACUACUUCAGCACCCAGUUUCUGCUCAACUUCUCCAUCCUCGGCACCCACCACAUCACCGUGGAGUCGUCGGUGAAGGAUGCCGACGGCAUCGUGUGGAAGACGGGCCCCCGGACCACCAUCUUCGUCAAGGCCCUGGAGGACCCCUACUCACAGCAGCUGCGCCUGCAGCAGCAGAACCAGCCCCCGCAGCAGCCCCAGCGCGCUGCCUACACGCGCUUCUGACAGGGCAGGAGCCGCCGUCA
This is a messenger RNA of Sorex fumeus (smoky shrew), 2990 nucleotides long. It is a transcript of the gene INTS7, whose product is annotated as integrator complex subunit 7. Gene Ontology annotation, cellular component: integrator complex. The record is from RefSeq and is a predicted model, not a curated record. Gene Ontology annotation, biological process: snRNA 3'-end processing. NCBI's taxonomy places the organism in Eukaryota, Metazoa, Chordata, Mammalia, Eulipotyphla, Soricidae. The transcript has 20 exons. Bases 91 to 2970 code for a protein of 959 amino acids.